Guillardia theta CCMP2712 is the source of this 198-nucleotide messenger RNA. RefSeq lists its product as hypothetical. NCBI's taxonomy places the organism in Eukaryota, Cryptophyceae, Pyrenomonadales, Geminigeraceae. The annotation marks the transcript as partial. The transcript has a single exon. The record is from RefSeq and is a predicted model, not a curated record. Gene Ontology annotation, molecular function: metal ion binding.
UCGGGUCCCGAGUGGGUUGACGACACAACGGUCACUCAAUGCAAGUCUUGCGGGUUUGUCUUCUCCUUUAUCAUCCGCAAGCAUCAUUGCCGAAUGUGCGGCCAUGUAUUCUGCAGAUAUUGCGCCGCAGAGACCUGGCCUCUACCCAAGUUUGAGUAUUUGUCUCCUGUGCGCGUUUGCCGCAAGUGUGCAAGGCUA